CACAUCAUUAUAAAAAUCUUUGGGUGUAAAAGGAUAAGAUCCAAAACUGAGAACACAAUCCAACCUCAUGUUUUGAGGCGCCUGAUUUCACGAAAAUUGCUACUUCGUAUACUUUUGGUUUGGUCACGUCAGUUACCUCGAAUCUGUGCCUAAACAUAAUUUCUCCUCAUUUUCAGUUGAGUAGAAGUCAUUAGCAAAACUAUUUGGAAAAUGGAUUGCAGGAUAAACACCUUACACCCUCCAAGUCUUUACAAAUUUUCCGCAAGAAAACCAUCAUUUACUAGUAAAAUUAUUGCUUUUUCUUCUUCUACUCCACCAAACCAAGUAGUAUCGAUUUCCACCACCACAUCCACAUUCCCGAAAACUGAUAAUUAUACUGUGAACUUCAAAACUUUGGAAGCUUGCAAGCUUGGCAUCUCAAGAUAUCCCGACUUUGAAUACAAUGCUGAAGGUGGAACAGGAACUGGGUUUGCUACCAAAAUCAAGAAAACUGACUUGAACGAUGAGAUUUCUGUUUCUUUUGACCUGAAAACUCUGUAUAUUCCACCAUUGACAAGUGGAACCACCAAGUUUUUAGGAUUGCCAAUGCCACCAGGCUUGAAGAUUGAUAUCGUCCCUGAACUCUUCCAAGGGACCAUCAACAGAGAUUCUGGAAAGGUUGAUCUUGAAUUCAUGGCCAAGUUCUGGUUUUCUGUCGGGAGCAUCUAUAAAGCUCCUUCUCUUCUUGUAAAGACAGUCUUGACUUCAGAAGAGUCGAAUGGAGUGAUUCGAAGUGCACGAGGUGAAAGGUUGGACAGAGAAGGAAAAUGCAGAUUGGUUGGUGUGGCAACUGUGGAACCAAUUGACGAUUUCUUCAUGAACACCUUCCUUGGCCUUCCUACUGAAUGCCUCGCCAAUCUCAAUGCUUUCAUUUCGUUUCCUGAAUCUUAUUGAGCAUGUAAAGAAUACCAGACUCAGUACUUCAGAAUAAUGUAGCAAUUAAUACAGAUAAUAAAAAAUAAACACUUUUGAGUCACAGUAUA
Molecule: messenger RNA, 1022 nt
Organism: Ricinus communis (castor bean)
Lineage: Eukaryota; Viridiplantae; Streptophyta; Magnoliopsida; Malpighiales; Euphorbiaceae
Exons: 2
Coding region: 211-933 (240 amino acids)
Source: RefSeq, a predicted model, not a curated record